AUGACCCUUUCGAACUUAAUUAUUGAAGAUAUCCAUACAAAAUUUUGUAACCUUUCCCAACUUCAUGUGUUGGACCUUUCACAGAAUAAUUUGCCAGGCCAUAUACCACAUUGCAUAGGUGAUCUAAGUUUCUCUAAUUAUGAUCUACAUUUACUUUUUGAAAGGGCACUUAAUAGGGAAAGUUUCAGGGUAGUGACGAAGGGAAGAAAGCCAAAAUACAAGUAUUCCAUUCUAUCCUUUAUCAAUAGCGUUGAUCUAUCCAAUAAUAAGUUAUCAUGGGAGAUUCCUGUGGAGCUAACAAAACUCCAAAAACUGCAAACUUUGAAUUUAUCGACUAGUCAUUUGAAGAAGAAGAUUCCAACAACCAUAAGGUACUUGACAAUGUCAAAAACUUUUGACCUCUCUGGUAAAAACUUUUUUGGUGAAAUUCCAGUUAGCAUGGUCUUUUUAACAUUUCUGAGUCAUUUGAACUUCUCAUUCAAUGGCCUGUCUGGAAAAAUCCCAACUGCCAAUCAGUUUCAGACACUCGAUGAUCUAUCAAUCUAUCAAGGUAAUAUCGGCCUCUGUGGAAAGCCUUUGCAAAGUGAUUGUCCAGACAGCAGCCAACAUGCAGCAAGAGGAGAGAAAGAAGAGAAAGAAAGUGAUGCUUAUGAGACGAUAGGCUUCUUCGUCAGCAUGUCAUUAGGCUUUGUUGUGGGGUUUUGGGGUGUUUUAGGUAGCUUGAUCAUUAAGAAAUCUUGGAGACAUGCCUACUUUGGCUUUGCUGAAAAAGUUGGAAACAGAGUAGUCAAUUUACUUUUUACAUGA
Messenger RNA from Ziziphus jujuba (common jujube), 807 nucleotides. RefSeq names its product receptor-like protein EIX2. The record is from RefSeq and is a predicted model, not a curated record. Lineage: Eukaryota; Viridiplantae; Streptophyta; Magnoliopsida; Rosales; Rhamnaceae. Bases 1 to 807 code for a protein of 268 amino acids. The transcript has a single exon. Gene Ontology annotation, molecular function: protein binding.